AUGAUUCAAUUAAUAUCUCCUGUCGCUGCUACUACUGCUACUACCGCAGCUGCAAAAGUUUUAACUAAUCAAUAUUUAUCAUCUCCUUCAUCUUCUUCAUGUUCUUCAUGUUCAAUAAUUGAAAUUAAUAAAGCUAAUUCCUUUUCUGAUUUACCUCCUUAUAAACAAAAAUCAACAACAACUCAAACUCAUUCUAAAACUACUCCUACCACUACAACCACCACUACAUGGGAUAAUCAUAAGUUAAAAUUGAAUAAAGCUGAAUUGAUUAAAUUCUUAAGAAGUAAACUCUUGAAAUUACAAGCUAAUAAACAAAAAUUAUUGAAUAAGUUAAAACAAGAGAUUAAUGAAAAACAUAAUCGAUCCAAAUCUCCAAAAUCAUCAUCCGUGAAUAUUAAAGUUUAUACCAAAUCAACCAAACAACAACAACAAGAGCAAUCUUAUGCUGAUGAUUAUUAUGCUGAUAUAGUCACCUUUGUUGAAAAUUUAGAUUUGAAAGAUAACUCAUUAAUUAUUGAUGGUACAGAUUCAAAAUUAAUCAAUGGAAAACAUAAUCAUCAGCAUAAUCAUAAACAUCAUUCAAAAUCAAUAUAUUCUACUCCGUUACAAUCUCCAUCUCCACAACUCUCAGUCUAUAAUAAACAAAUCAAACAAAUGCAAGAACCAACUCCUCCUCCUGCUUCUCCCCCAGUUAUAGGUGAAAAUGAUCAAGAUGGUUCAUUAUUACCUCCUUAUGAUCAUUAUACCAAUACUACAUACCUUGAUAAACCGAUAAGUAAUCCAUUACCCACUACUAUCAGGUAUAAAUCUCAAUUGAAUCAAUUAUUAUCUUAUCAACAACAACAACAACAAAAGCAAUCAUCACCCCAAUUACCAGACCAAAAUCAAUUCCCACCCCAACAACCCAUGUUUUAUCCACCUCCACCUAUGAUUAGACAACCAGGGUUGAAUUCUUCACCUCCAAUCGUUGCACCACCUACUAUUCCAUAUAUCAAAUUAAAACAGUAUAUCAUGGCGGAAACUAAUCAAUUUUUGAAUUAUUAUUUGAUGAAAUUACCGAACGAUGAAUUCAAAUUAUAUGAUUUUAAACCAUUACAACAUGAAUUAUAUAAUGAUCAAAAAUUGAUUAAACGAUGUUCAUUAUUGUUUAUCGUGGUCAAAUUGGUGGUAUAUGUAAGUUUGGUCAUGAUUGUUGUGAUUCAUUGUUAUUAG
Scheffersomyces coipomensis is the source of this 1212-nucleotide messenger RNA. RefSeq lists its product as uncharacterized. NCBI's taxonomy places the organism in Eukaryota, Fungi, Ascomycota, Pichiomycetes, Serinales, Debaryomycetaceae. The coding region runs from base 1 to 1212 and encodes 403 amino acids. The transcript has a single exon. The record is from RefSeq and is a predicted model, not a curated record.